AUGAAGUUCUCCGUUUUCACUGCCGUGGCUUGCUUUGCUGCCAACGUCUUUGCUGCUCCGGCUAAGCGCGAUGUCUCGGCUGCCGUGAUCGCCAAGCUUGAGACCACCCUCAACACGGCCAUCACCGAGACUGCCACCAUCCACGCCGAUGUCAAGGGUCUUCUCAACAUUGGCGCCAACGUCGAUGUCGCCGCCAACCUGUCUGUUCUCACGUCUGACCUGGUCGUCCUGAACUCCACCCUCACCACGGUUGUCUCUGUCCUCGAGGGCCUCGGUCUCACCGUUGACACCGAGGUCGACGCUCUGGUCUCUGCUGUGGGCGUGACUGUGGUCGGUCUGCUGGCUGAGCUCCUGACUGACGUCACCAACCUCGUUGACUCUCUGACCGUUGUGGCUGACGUCACCGGAGAUCUGAGCGUUGCCGGUCUUCUUGCCACUGGCGCCUCGGUUGUUGCUACCGUCACCGCCACCCUUUCGCCCCUUGUCGUUGCUCUUGGCGCCGUCCUGAAGCUGGCCGUCUGCCUGCCGAUCGUCGGUCACGUUCUUGUCGGUGUCGUUGCCGUCCUGUAA
Grosmannia clavigera kw1407 is the source of this 570-nucleotide messenger RNA. RefSeq lists its product as uncharacterized. The coding region runs from base 1 to 570 and encodes 189 amino acids. The record is from RefSeq and is a predicted model, not a curated record. The transcript has 3 exons. Lineage: Eukaryota; Fungi; Ascomycota; Sordariomycetes; Ophiostomatales; Ophiostomataceae.